Messenger RNA from Halichondria panicea, 944 nucleotides. RefSeq names its product merozoite surface protein 2-like. The transcript has a single exon. Bases 1 to 684 code for a protein of 227 amino acids. The record is from RefSeq and is a predicted model, not a curated record. Lineage: Eukaryota; Metazoa; Porifera; Demospongiae; Suberitida; Halichondriidae.
AUGUCUGAUCCUGAAGAGAUCAUUAAAGCUCGCAUCAAGCCCAAGAUACGAGCAGCUCUAGAGACAGCUGCAAGAGAGAUGCAUCCUAAUGGAUUCCGCAUAGACAAAGACAAUUUUGAGAGGCUUAUGGAAAUUAUCACGAUUGAGAGGAUAUUACCUAACGACAGCUGUAAACCAAACUCCCCCCCACACGCACACAGAGUGUGUAUCAGUGUUCAGGCAGACUUUCAAAUUUGUGUGUAUCUCGCACUCCCUGUCAAGAAAGGAGCUGCCCUUGCAGGAGAUGUUGUCACGGUGGCUGGUGCUACCGGAGGUACCGCUGGAGGGAUAGCUGCGGGGGCUCUGAUUGGCUCCGUUGUGCCAGGGGCGGGGACUCUAGUAGGCGGACUUAUCGGUGGGAUUGUCGGUGGCAUUGGUGGUCUGUUUGCCGGUGGAAAUAUUGCGGCAGAAUCUAAAGCGGAAGAAGAAGAAGCUAACGACAAACAUGACGUUGUUCGCACUACUGAAGUUUUUAAGAAGUUGGAAGAAUUUUCGAGCGACAAGAACAACAACACGUGUAGCUGUAUGGUGACUGCACACAUGCAGUGCCCCGGUAUUGUUGACAAGGGAAACCCCCCUGAGGAUGUCGUUGAUAAGGGAAACCACCCUGAGGACCACCAAUCUGACAAUGAUAAAACAGAGUGAUAAAUAAUCUGCAUGAAUGGUAGUAUAUAGAUAACUUACCGCUUGAGCUAGACUGAUUUGUUUCAGAAGUUACUGUGUAUAACCAUUCUCAUACGAAAACUCUAAUGCUGAAUGAUAUUGUGUUGUUCUCAUUUGCCUCAUUAACUUUGUAAUAAUUAUUCUGAAUUAUUGAUUUUGUUAGAAUACUUAUGCUUCAUGUUUUGAGCAAAAGAUCAAACACAUGUGUAAAGCAUCUAACAUUCUUAUUAUUGACUUUUUAA